AUGGCCGCGCCCAGGAGGGCGACCACGCUCGCUGCUAUCGCCAACUUUGGACGGUUCACUAGCGGUCGGCUCAUUGCCAAAUAUGAGGACUCCGGCGCCGGUCGUUCUCGUUAUCAGGCGCUCUUCUUCAUCCUCCAAGUCGCCGGCGUUCCUUAGCGGCGACGGCAAGCAAGGCAGGGCUCUCGUGUCCACCUCGCGUUGCAUCUACCGCAACCUAGCGCUGGAACAGUGGCUCUACGAAAAUGUCGCGUUCACGGCCGGAUCGCCGGGCUUGUUGCUCAUGUGGUGGAACGCGCCCGCGGUGGUCAUCGGGCGUCACCAGAACCCGUGGGUCGAGUGCAGCCUGAGCGCGGCCUCCAAGCUCGGUGUCGCCGUGGCCAGGCGUAACAGCGGGGGCGGCACGGUGUACCACGACGCCGGCAACCUGAACUGCUGCUUCAUGGGACACAAGCGGGACUACCGGCGCAAGGCGAACCUGCAGUUCAUCGCCGACACGCUGAAGGCAGUGUGGGGCGUACAGUGCAUGAUCAACGCUAGAGACGACGUGCUCGUACAGAACGCCUUCAAGAUAUCUGGCACAGCUGCCAAACUAGGUCACCUGAAGGCGUACCACCACUGCACAGUGCUCGUCGAUGUUAACACCACUGUGCUCCACCAAGUACUGGGAGGGCGCUAUUAACAUGACAGCAAGGCAAGUCCAAGUGUACGAGCGUCCGUCAUGAACCUCAAAGAGCUUUGCCCUCGUCUGACCGUGGAAUCCCUGUCUGCUUCACUCGCCGCCAGGUUCGUACGCCAGCACCAAGACGAAGACACAAGAUCGAACCAAGGCGUACAUUCAGUCGAUCCCGCAGAAGAACACUUCCCAGGAAUCGAUGCCAUGUGCGAGAAGCUCCAGACGUGGAAUUGGAUAUUCGGAAAAACGCCAAAGUUUACCAUUGAAAGUUUCUCGCUUCCUGCUUCACAGGCUAGUUCGCUCGAUCUUGGCGAUGCCUUGGGGCUGAACGCAGUAGUGAAAGUAGCACUCACGAGUUACCACGGGCUGUUGGAGGACAUACGCGUAACGCCGAGCCUCCGCAACCGAGAACUGCUGUCUGUGAUACGUGACGGUAUACGUGGUGUGCGGUUCUUGCAGAGUGACAUUGCCGAAGCGUUUAGGAAAAUUAGAUACGGUAAUUCCGGUGACAGUGCCACAUUGGAGUUUCUGGGAAAGUGUUGCGCUGCUCUGGCGGGAAAUGCACUGAGAUGACAGCGUGCUGGUGCAGUAGUCCCCCCCUUUUUUUUCAAGAACAGUUUCUUUUAUUCAUAGCAUAAUACUUGCUCUCCAAGACUUGAUGUCUUGAGGUGGUAUGCAAAUGAAUGUUUGUCAGUUACCACCUCGUAAUAAUAUGACGUACUACAUAACGCCAAAUAUACAAACACAUACACUCACCGUAAUGGCAACAGGUGGCGCUGACUGGCGCGCCCACGUUUAAAUGCACAUAUAUGCCCUUCAAAGUGGAUGGGGGAAUGAGUGCCACCAUAGCUCAAUGGUGUAGUAUCGAUCGCGUUGUUCGAAGGUUGUAGGUUCGGAUCCUGCCAGUGGCAAGUUACCUUUACGUCCGCUUUUCUUUCUUCACAUUUACAUUACAAUUACUUAUAAUAACAUCCCCCAUACUUUCCCCGGCAUUAUUGUUUGUUAGUUAUUAUUAUU
This is a messenger RNA of Rhipicephalus microplus (southern cattle tick), 1690 nucleotides long. RefSeq names its product Lipoyltransferase 1 (gene Lipt1). The record is from RefSeq and is a predicted model, not a curated record. Gene Ontology annotation, biological process: protein lipoylation. Lineage: Eukaryota; Metazoa; Arthropoda; Arachnida; Ixodida; Ixodidae. Gene Ontology annotation, cellular component: mitochondrion; cytoplasm. Gene Ontology annotation, molecular function: lipoyltransferase activity.